Messenger RNA from Mytilus trossulus (common blue mussel), 1071 nucleotides. RefSeq names its product keratin, type II cytoskeletal 2 epidermal-like. The coding region runs from base 33 to 749 and encodes 238 amino acids. NCBI's taxonomy places the organism in Eukaryota, Metazoa, Mollusca, Bivalvia, Mytilida, Mytilidae. The record is from RefSeq and is a predicted model, not a curated record. The transcript has 2 exons.
UUUACUGCAGUUCGUAUCGAUUCAAAAAGACCAUGUUAGUUGUGACUGUACUAUUGUUAUCCAUUGUUGGAAACUUGAACGGACAGCUAAGCAUUUUUGGUGGAGGUUUUGGGGCCUAUGAUAGACUAAAGGGCUCUGGGAGAGGUGCAGGGGGAGGUUUUGGUGGAAUAUCUGGUGGAGGUUCUAGUGGAAGUUUAGCUGGAAGACUUGGUGGAGGUUCAUCUGGUGGAGACAUCGGAUUUGGUAGACGUAUAGCUAUGGUUGGUUCUGGAUUAGGAGUUGGUUCAUUUGCAGAUAGAAGAAGUUCUGGUAUAGGUAUGAGCGGAGGGAAUGGAGGGCUUAGUAUGAUGGGAAGAGCUGGUCGAUGGUGGUGCACCUGUCGGUCCAAGAUAUGCCGUAAAUGGGAACUUACUGUGGAUAAAAAUUGCAAACUACCUGUGAUCCCAUGGUAUUGGAGAACCUGCUGUCAAUGGUUCCCCUGGUGGGUAACCAAUCGUAAUUAUGUCGGAUUAAGUGGUGGAUCUAGUGUUGGUGGUGGAUCGUUCAGAAGUCCAAUUUUUAAUGGUGGAUCUGGUAGUAGUGGAUCAAACAGUGGUUUUAGUGGAUUUGGCGGUGGAUCCGUUGGUGGAACUGGUGGUAGAGCUAGCAGUGGAUCAGGAGGUGGAUCACGAAAUGGUGCUGGAUUAGGCAGUGGAUCCAGUGGAAGUGUAUUCAAAGUUGGAAUUGGCGGAGCUAAACCAUCUUAUUAACUGUGAAUGCAUGUGUUAAAGAUGUUGGCAGAGUGAAUAGAUGAAAAAAACCGACCCUUCGCAUUAUACCACUACACAAAUACUAGCAUACUACUCUAUUUCAAUCGUCAUUUAAAGGUUGUAAAAAGAAAUGUUGCAAUUCUACAAACAUAAAACUUAAAAUGCUGUCCCAUCGACAUGAAUUUUAGGUUGACAUUUGGAAAUCUAAGUUACAGUUUUUUGCACACAUCAUGCACAUGAGUAAAAGGAGAUAUGAAUUAUAUGUCGAUGAGACAGGUUAAACGCGCGUUUACUUGGAUAGACAUAAGACAUUUCCAUUUUG